Molecule: messenger RNA, 852 nt
Organism: Pseudophryne corroboree (corroboree frog)
Lineage: Eukaryota; Metazoa; Chordata; Amphibia; Anura; Myobatrachidae
Product: immunoglobulin superfamily member 11-like
Exons: 5
Coding region: 1-852 (283 amino acids)
Cellular component (GO): cell-cell junction
Source: RefSeq, a predicted model, not a curated record
AUGAAGGACAUGAUGAAAGCUCUGUCUGUUCUAGCUGUUGGCCAGCAGGCGGAGGUGCGGGGCCAGCAGGCAGAGGCAGCAGGCGGAGGUGCGGGGCCAGCAGGCAGAGGCAGCAGGCAGAGGCAGCAGGCGGAGGUGCGGGGCCAGCAGGCGGAGGUGCGGGGCCAGCAGGCAGAGGCAGCAGGCGGAGGGGUCGGUGCGGUGAGGGUGACGGUGAAUACGCCCAGCGUUCAGGUGACUAGAGGUGGAAGUGUCUUACUCCCUUGUUCUUUCCGGACAUCUGCCACUCUCAACAGACUGAACAUCAUCUGGACGGUGUCACCCCUAGAGGAACCAGCGCGCCCCCUACAGGUCAUCUCAUAUGAACAGGGUCAGGUUGUGGAAAGUUUGAGUGAAUAUUUGGGACGUGUAAGAUUUGCCUUUCAGCCCACCCAUGAUGCCAGUAUCUUCAUUAACCACACCCGUACAUCCGACACGGGCACAUACCAGUGCACGGUAAUAAACCCUCCAGAUGGGGCAACACCCAACAUCGGUCUGGUCGGGCUCACUGUGCUCGUCCCUCCCUCAAGUCCGGACUGCUCCAGCGAAGGCCACAGCCAAGAAGGAGGAAGGAUUCAUCUCCGUUGCUCAGUAACAGAAGGGGUUCCAACGCCAACGUUCCAAUGGGAGAAAAUCCCACCUGAUGGUCAGGUGCUCAUCACCAGCCGAGAAGAUUACCGUGGCUCCGUAACUAUCACCAAUCUGACGGCGGAAACAUCUGGUCUGUAUCGCUGUACGGUCACCAAUCAGCUGGGCGCUCAGUCCUGUGCGGUGGAGCUGCACAUACGUGUAGGUGAGAGGCCGAUGGUAUAA